AGGUUAGCAGCACCAGGGAGAUUGCGAUUCCUGCAGAGGCACCUGGCGAGGUUAGCAGCACCAGGGAGAUUGCGAUUCCUGCAGAGGCACCUGGCGAGGUUAGCAGCACCAGGGAGAUUGCGAUUCCUGCAGAGGCACCUGGCGAGGUUAGCAGCACCAGGGAGAUUGCGAUUCCUGCAGAGGCACCUGGCGAGGUUAGCAGCACCAGGGAGAUUGCGAUUCCUGCAGAGGCACCUGGCGAGGUCGCAGCAGAAUCACAUGAGUCUGCGCCGAAAGAGGCAGAGAAACAACUGGAGGUCGGCAAUGCAAGACAGGCCUCAGAGACAAGCCUUGAGGUGGUACCUUACCAUGAACACCAAGAUGAAGUGCCCGAACCCGUCACCAUUGAGGAUCUCAUGGCAUCCAUGCAGAUUGACUCUGCGACCGGCCCGCCAAUUGAGCCACAAGUCUCACAGGAGGCUUUGGCCUGGCAGCAAUGGCAACAAUGGGAACAAUGGCAACAAGCUCAAGCUCAGUUUGCUCGAGAGGCAGAUGCUAAGCUUUUGCUGCCAGAGCAUUUGCGACCCAAGCCCGUCCUUGUACGAAAGCCACACUACGAUACGGUCAGUUGGGAGGUCCGAGAAGAUCACAGCCAGUAUGAGACUGGCGAGAUGGAGGAUCGCAUCCGAGGUGUCAAUCACUGGAGCAAAGGACAUGGAAAAGGUGCAGAGACAGAGGAAGAGGAUGAGGAUUUGCCCUGGGCAGGAGUUGAAAGAGAAGGGGAUGACCUGAAAAUGGCGAAAAAAGAGUCAAAGGAAGAGUCAAAGGAAGUUGCAGAGAAGGACAGUGACGAAGAAGACAGUGAAGAAUCGGUGAAAGGCAACAAAAACUCCAGGUCUAAGAGCAAAAAAGACAAGAAGAAGAAGAAAGACAGGAAGGAAAAGAAAGACAAGAAGGAAAAGAAGGACAAAAAGAAGAAGAACGAGAACGGGGCAAAGAAGAAAGACGCUGCUCCGGCACCAAAAAGGAAAGCAGCAGCAAAGCCUAAAGCCAAAGCAGAGGGCAAAGAAGAGUCAAAGGAAGAGUCAAAGGAAGUUGCAGAUAAGGAGAGUGACGAAGAAGACAGUGAAGAAUCGGUGAAAGGCAACAAAAACUCCAGGUCUAAGAGCAAAAAAGACAAGGAGAAAAAGAAAGACAAGAAGGAAAAGAAAGACAAGAAGGAGAAGAAGGACAAAAAGAAGAAGAACGAGAACGGGGCAAAGAAGAAAGACGCUGCUCCAGCACCAAAAAGGAAAGCGGCAGCAAAGCCUAAAGCCAAAGCCAAAGCAAAGGCCUCUGGGGAGAAGAAACAAAAAAAGGCUGGGACUGCCAUACUGGGGGAACACAAAAACAACCCUGCUUCUUUCGAUCAGGAUCAAGCAGGAUGACAUCCAAAAA
Cladocopium goreaui is the source of this 1416-nucleotide messenger RNA. The record is from the annotation of a GenBank genome assembly. NCBI's taxonomy places the organism in Eukaryota, Dinophyceae, Suessiales, Symbiodiniaceae.